CAGUGUGUCCGGGUAGGUCUAAGUGGUGAGGAGUGGGACAUUGUCGUGCACCUGACGCCACGAUGGAUGACGAUCCGAUGUAUGGGUUGCUGGUUGGGUUCUCUCUUUGGGGGACCCUCUGGCGCCUCCUCUUUCCUCUGGGGUUCUGGCACACCUUCACGUGUAGAGUAGAUACCCGGGGUGGUGCCUCCACCAAGCCAUACACGAAGGAGGAGGAGGUGAAGAUGACCGCCAUUCUGCAGGAGAGGAAGGAGAAGAAGGAGGCCAAGAAGAAGGCCUUGAAGGAGGAACAGGCGACCAAAUUAAAGAAGAUAGAAGAAGAGAUGGCCAGAGAGAAGGAGAGGAUACAGAAAGAAGAGGAAGAAAAGUUGAAAGAGGUGGAAGAGGAGGAAGAAGAUGAAACGCAACUGCAGAGGAAGAAGGGCCAGUACAGUGGAUGUAGGGAUGAGGAGAUGGAGAAGCGGAUUUCAGAGUGGGUCGCCAACUUAUCCCUGGGCGAAGAAGAGGAGGUGGUGAUGUAUAUCCCUAAGGACGAUCAGGAAGCCGCUAUGAGAGCUUGGGAAGCAGAAAAGGAUGUUGUGAAGCGGCUGGCAUUGGAAGACGAAAAGAGGAUGGAGUGGAAGUUGGCAGUGAUGAGGGAGAAGAAGAGGAGAGUGGACGCGGCAGCGGAGGCGGCAGAAGAGUUAGAAGAGGUAAAAAAUAUAGAAGAGCAACUAGCCGCCCAGGCUGAACUCCCAACCCAAAUGCGAGUCAUCGCUCGAAAUGUUGCACGCCUGGCACGAAUUCAGGCAGAGCAAUACGACUUUAGUAGGAGCCAGCACAUAGCUGUGCGUUCGAUACGGUUGGGAUUCCGGGACUUUGCUCGCGAGCUGGUAGGCACUGUAGGAACUGAGGUAGGCCAUCGCCUCGACAAGACUGAGCGGUUCUGCGCUGGCGCCAUUGAGGGCCUCAAGGCGGCAGCCCCCAAGGAGGAGGAAGCACGUCCCCCUCGUCGGGAACCGAUCAAGGUCAAAUUCCCUGAUUCCUACAGUGGGAAAAGGGAAGAGAACUUUGACAACUGGGAAGCCAACGUUAAGACCUAUGUGCACUUGCAAUAGGUCUCCCUCGAUCAGCAGGUUCUAAUUGCGAUUCACGCGUUGAGAGAUGAGGCCGCCAGUUUUGCAAGAUCCCUAGUUCGCG
This is a messenger RNA of Chara braunii, 1179 nucleotides long. NCBI's taxonomy places the organism in Eukaryota, Viridiplantae, Streptophyta, Charophyceae, Charales, Characeae. The record is from the annotation of a GenBank genome assembly.